GCGUCAAAAAGAGAGAACCUGACCGAGGACCAGAAGCGGGAGAACCAUAUCAACAGCGAAAAGAAGCGCCGCAAGGUCAUCUCUACCGGUUUUGAGAACCUCGGCCUCAUCGUUCCCCCUCCCAACACGGGUAUCACGAGCAAGAGCGCAGUGUUGGAGUCUACCGUCUUGUUCCUGCAGGAACUCAUG
Molecule: messenger RNA, 189 nt
Organism: Cryphonectria parasitica EP155
Lineage: Eukaryota; Fungi; Ascomycota; Sordariomycetes; Diaporthales; Cryphonectriaceae
Exons: 1
Biological process (GO): regulation of transcription by RNA polymerase II
Molecular function (GO): protein dimerization activity; DNA-binding transcription factor activity, RNA polymerase II-specific; RNA polymerase II cis-regulatory region sequence-specific DNA binding
Source: RefSeq, a predicted model, not a curated record